AUGCCUCCUCGAAAAACCCACUACAUCAACUUUAAAGCGGACGGACAUUCUCUUUCUCGGACGUCUGCCUCGGGUAAUACUGAGAUCCCGUCUUCCUCUGGAGCCUUCCAGGUUCCGAACAUGGCGGCUGAGCAGUCUCCACCACCGCCUCCACCACCACCUCCACCACCGGCACCCGAACCCUGCCCUCUGUAUCCGUAUGCCCGGUAUACGGUGGAGGACCUAUUAGUCCUACCAGGACGGGAGGGUUUACGACGUCUGGUCAUCGGAAAAGCGGUACGAGACUCUUAUUGGUUUGGCUUGGAUAAUUGUGUCGGUCGUAGUGUUUCCGACACAAUUAAGAGAUAUUUCGUCGAGCCUCACUACAACUGGGGCAAGGUGUCGCAAGACAUUUUCAACACCAGGUACAAAUGCUUCCUGCAAAGGUGGAACUGGGACAUCUCGAUCAACGAGGAGGUCUGGACACAGUUUCGCUUGAAGGCACAGAAACGCCUUGUCAACACCGUUUCCGAUUGGAAGCGGAAGUGGGAGAUAGACGGCGACAAAGCGAAGCCGAGUUUGAUAUCUACUUACUGCUGGAACAGGUUGAAUGUGUAUUGGAUGGACCCGCAUCCACAAGAAGUAGCUGCUAAGUGUUCGGAGGUUCAAAACCAGGUCGGUCCUAACGGUCGGAAGUUAGUGAUCCAACACACUUCUGACCAAGUACCAUUUGCGGGAAGACGUCUGAUGAUGGCGGAUGAGAACAGAGGAGAGCUUCCUCCAGUGACGAAGCUCUUCGAGGUCACACACCGGAAGAAGGACAUGACUUUUGUAGAUGCUCGGUCAGAGGAGAUCUAUAACGAAGAGGAUCGCCGAGCGGGAGACCCAGGUCACACCUGA
Eutrema salsugineum is the source of this 879-nucleotide messenger RNA. RefSeq lists its product as uncharacterized. The transcript is spliced from 4 exons. Bases 1 to 879 code for a protein of 292 amino acids. Lineage: Eukaryota; Viridiplantae; Streptophyta; Magnoliopsida; Brassicales; Brassicaceae. The record is from RefSeq and is a predicted model, not a curated record.